Molecule: messenger RNA, 3624 nt
Organism: Plasmodium gaboni
Lineage: Eukaryota; Apicomplexa; Aconoidasida; Haemosporida; Plasmodiidae
Exons: 1
Coding region: 1-3624 (1207 amino acids)
Source: RefSeq, a predicted model, not a curated record
AUGAUGGAAAUUUCGAGUGGCAGUGAUUAUAGCGAUAUUGCUAACGAGAUAAUGCAAAGAUAUGAAGAGAAAAAAAAGAAAGAAGAAGAAAAGAGAAAGAUUGAAGUCAAGAAUUAUGAUGAUACCCUUGAGUGUAAUAAAAUUGUUAAUUUGAACGAAUGUAAUAAUGAAAGUAUAAUUAAUAAUUUGAAUGAUGAUAGUAGUUAUGAUUCGCUGGUUGAUGAAUUUUAUAAUAAAACUAUAAAUAAAAAUGAGAAUGAAAAUGAUGAAGAAAUAAUUAAUGUAAAUAAUUUUUAUUUGAGUGAUAAUGAAAAGAAAGAAGAAAAUGCAAAUAUAAUAAAUGAUAAAAUGAAACAGAAUAAUUAUAUAAAAAAUAAAAAAGAACAAAUUAUUAAAAAAAAAGUUAUACAAAGAAAUAAUGAAAUAUUCAAAAGAAAUUAUAAUAGACCAUUAAUGCCAUUAUUAGUAAAAAAAAAAAAAAAAAAUUUUAUCUCUCAUAAAAAUAGAAAAGACAUACUUCAAAAAAAUAAUAAAAUACACUUAAAAAAAAUUUAUCAUAUGAAUGAAUGGGAUAGUAAUCAAAAUGAUUUGGCCAAAUAUAAAUUAUCUAAAGAAGAACUUGAACAAAAAAAAAAUAAUUUAAAAUCAAAAAAUAUAGAUAAGGUAAAAAUAGAAUAUCAACAAAAAUUACAAAAAAUGAGAGAAAACCAAAAAGUGGGAAACAAAAAUUUUAGCAUGUCUCCAAAAUGGAAACAAGAAAAAAAGGAAGGAGAUCAUAACAAAGAAUUAAUCAAUUCGAAUUGUUCAAAUAAAUCAAAGAAUGGAAAGCUAAUUAUUUUAAGUGAAGAAAAUAAUAAAAAAAAAAAUAAAACAAAAAAUAACAUCAACAGUAAUAAUAAUAAUAGUAAUAAUAAUAAUAAUAGUAAUAAUAAUAAUAGUAAUAAUAGUAAUAAUAAUAAUAGUAAUAAUAUUUUAAGAAAAGAUAAAAUAUUAAAACAGGAUGAAAUAUAUCAAACUCUGAAAAAAGUUGGAAAUACAAAUGAAAUGAAGGAAAACUGUUUGAAAGAUCCUAUUAAUAAUAUUUUAUGUGAUGAUAAUACAUAUUAUUACAGUGAUCAUACAAACAAUAGUAAUAAUUAUUAUCAUUUAAAUGAACACCUUGAACAAAAUCAUAUCAAUAAGUCCAAUGUAAGAAGUCCAAAUAAGAAAGUGAAAAAUUAUUAUAAUAAUAAAAAAAUGACAAAUCCAAAAAAUAAUAAAAGUCUAAAUAGUUACAGAAACAAAGUUAAUUCUUUUAAAAAUAUUAAUAAAUCAUGUGAUGAUAAUAUUUCAAAUCAUACAUAUAAUGAUACAAUUGAUAUAUUUGAUGAUAAUUUGGAUAUUUAUGAUAGUAAUAAUAGUUCUUCCUAUGUAACAAAAAAGAAAUUAUUUCAUACUUAUAAGAAUGUGUCAUCAAAUAAUAAAAAAACAAGUACACAUAUAAAAGAAUUAUAUAAACGAUCAAGAAAUUAUCAUGAUUACUCCAUUGAUACAGAUGAUACAUCCUAUAGUGAUGAUCACAUAUUAGAUAAAUUUACAGAUACAUUGAAAAAUUAUAAUGAAAAUUUAUAUAUUGAUAUAGAAAAUAUAAAUGUAAAACUAGACACAGAACUAUUUCAAAAGAAUGUCAAAAAAUUCCAAGCUAAAAAAUAUUAUCCAAAUAUUGAUUUAAAUAUGUUAGAUGAAUUUUCAUCAUCAUCUAAUAAUAACUCACUUCAUUCAUCUCUAAUAUCACAUGAUGAAUAUGUAUUGGAUUCUGAUUAUUCUGAGCAAAUAAAAAAAAUAUCUUUCGAUGCAAAUUAUGAUGACUCUAACGAAGAUGAUCAUAUUAUAAGAUUUAAGAAAAAUAAAUUGGAAACGUUUAAUUAUAUAAAAAAUAUUAUGCAGCAAUUAAAGCAUUUGGACAUAGAAGACAAAAUAGACAAUGAAAAAAAAUAUAAUCAUAAUAUUAAGGGGGAUAAUAUUAAUAAUGAUAAUAAUAAUAAUAAUAAUAAUAAUAGUUGUAAUUAUUUGAAGCAUGCUAAUAUUGAUUAUUAUAUAAAACAAAAUGUUAAGAAUAAUUAUAAUGACGAUAUAAUAAUGAAGAAGGAUAGUAAUUGUGAAAAGAACGCAUUUUUUAAUACCCAAACAAAUGAAGUUAUUAAUUUAAUAGAAGCAGAUCAUAAUCGUUAUAAUUCUAAGAUUGAAAAAAUAAAAUAUAAUGAUGAACAUAUUAUGAAUGAUCAAAUGGAAGUAACCACAAAAGCGUAUGGUCUUAUGGAAUAUCUAUUUAAAGAAAAUGAUGACAAAUAUAAUGAAAUGGAUAAUCAUAUUAAUCACAUUAAUCAUAUUAAUGAUGAUAAUAAUAAUAAUAAUGAUAAUAUGAAGAAGAAAUAUUUUUCGGAUGAUGAUAAUAUAAAUAAUUUAUGUGAUGAAAAAAAUUUUCGUAAUUGUCAUAUAAAAUCAAAUAUCCAUAAUAAUCAAGACAUAUUAAAUAUGAACAAUUCAAAUAAUCAAACUGACAUUUCUAAUAUAUCAAAAAAAUAUUCUAUAAAAAAAAAUAAAAACACUAUGAAAAAUGAAUUACACAAUAUGUCAUAUAUAUCUUCUUUUAAUAAUAUAAAAAAUGAGGAUAUUCUUAAUAUACAGAAUGAUCAAUUAUCUUAUGACACAAUAAAAUUAAAUAAUUCCCCAAAGAAUUACCAUGCAAAUAAUUUAAUACAUAUAAAUAAUUGUGAUUCUAUUUCUAGAGACACAAUAAACAAUGAAGAAAAUGAAAUUAUAUCAGACAAAUAUAAUGAUAAAUUAAUGAGUUAUAAAAAUUAUGAUUCACACAAUGAACAAUUAUUAAACGAAGAAAAAAAUAAUAAAAACCAAAAAAUGAAAACAAAAUUAAAUAAAAAAAAACAAUUAAAUAUAUAUGCAUUAAAUAAUAAUAAUCAUGAUGAUCAACAAAUAAAUAAUCACAUGAAAGAUACACCAACUGAUGCAAAUAUAAAUGAAAAUAUACAUACAAAUAAAAAUACAAGUGUUAAUAUUUCCAUGGAUAUAGAAAAUGUUUCAAAAACAAAUAAAGAAAAAAAUAUAAAAAAAAAUAUCCAAAUGAAUCAAAAAGGUAAUAAUAAUGUUUCUAAUGUUACUCCUACUAUAACCAAUCCAAAAAAAAUUAAAAUGAAUAACACUGUGAAAAAAAAAAGCAUACAAGAGGUGACCACCUUACAAAGUAAUAAAAAUACUGUUCUCAAAAUUAAAGGUGGAGAAGAAAAACAAAAGAAGAUCAUACAAACAAAAAAUAUCACAAGUAAAAUACCAAAUAAAAAUAGUACAAACAAAGGAGAAACUGUAUUGGUACCUAGUAAGAAAAAGGAAAAACUUAUGAACAAUUCAGAAAAAAAGGAUAAAGAAGAAAAUUGUUUAAACAAGGAAAAUAGAUUAAUUAAUCAAAAAAUUAUGAAUACAUCUAUCAAUUUUGAUGAUACACAAAAUUUAAGUGAUGAGGAUAAAUUUAUUUUCGAUUCUUAUUUGAAUGAAGAAAAUACAAAAAAGGAGAGUUUACAAGAAAUUAUAAGUAACCAAGUUCGUCAAUUUGAGCAAAUCUUUUUAUGA